UUUCCCUUCUUUAUUUGUUCAAUUGAUGCAGGGGGCCGGUAAGAUGAACUAACCUCGCGAUAGAACGCCAUGCGAGCAAAAUAUACACUAGGAACAUGUUCGAGCAGUUUGGCGAGCUCCUAGUUGAAGGAACCGCGUACAAUGUCACUGAAGUCGAUAGGAUGAGGAGAUACAUCACCACUCACAAUAAUGCAGCGAAAAGGGAGAAGUGGAGCAGGGUUGCGUACGAGGUAACAAUAAACGAAGAUAUGUCGAUCUUCAGUUGCGAAUGCGGCCAGUUCGAGCAUACUGGCAUGCUUUGCAGCCAUUCGUUGAGGGUGAUGGAAAUUCUUCACAUGGAGGAGAUCCCGAAGCAUCACAUCAUGAAGCGAUGGAUGAGGGAUGUGAGAGAUGUACUGCCUGGGCACCUGGUUCAGUACCAGAAAGACAGUUCGCAAAACCUGUCAUUCACAUGCAGGCAUGCAACUCUAUAUGUGAAAGCUAUGGAGGUCGUGAGGAUGAGAGACGCAAGUGUUGCAUCAUAUGAUCAUGUGAACGCGGCUCUCGACGCUGUGCUACAGAGUGGGGCAGCGAUUGCGGAGAAGAGGGAUGGGCUGGCUUUCGAGGAUCGGCUCGUUGAACAUACACCUGCAAUACCAGAACAAAUGGGGAACUAG
Messenger RNA from Triticum dicoccoides, 656 nucleotides. RefSeq names its product protein FAR1-RELATED SEQUENCE 3-like. NCBI's taxonomy places the organism in Eukaryota, Viridiplantae, Streptophyta, Magnoliopsida, Poales, Poaceae. The record is from RefSeq and is a predicted model, not a curated record. The transcript is spliced from 2 exons. Bases 96 to 656 code for a protein of 186 amino acids. Gene Ontology annotation, molecular function: zinc ion binding.